Fusarium oxysporum Fo47 is the source of this 1071-nucleotide messenger RNA. RefSeq names its product FAD-dependent oxidoreductase. NCBI's taxonomy places the organism in Eukaryota, Fungi, Ascomycota, Sordariomycetes, Hypocreales, Nectriaceae. The coding region runs from base 1 to 1071 and encodes 356 amino acids. Gene Ontology annotation, molecular function: FAD binding; D-amino-acid oxidase activity. The transcript has 6 exons. The record is from RefSeq and is a predicted model, not a curated record.
AUGGCACGAAUCACCAUCAUUGGAGCUGGGAUUGUUGGUCUAGCUAUAGCGGCACAACUCUCUCGAAUCCACGACAUCACCGUCAUCGCUAAAAACCUUCCUGGCGAUGAUCCGACCCUUGAAUGGGCUAGUCCUUGGGCAGGUGCUAAUUUUGUAGCAGGCUACUGCAGUUCACCGCGCGACAGGAAGAUGCAACGUGAUACUUUCAUCGAGCUCUGGAGGUUGGCCAACCGAUUUCCAGAGUCCAGUGUUAAAAGGAUUCCGAUGGAAGAGUUUUUCGACGAAGAGCGGACAGAAGAUGACCUUUGGUUCAAGGACUUUGUGCCAGACUUCCGUUUACUUGAAAAAGAUGAGUUGCCAGAAGGAGCAAAGGGUGGAAUUACUUACACAACUAUCGUGCUCAACCCAAACAUCUUUCUCCCUUGGAUGCGAAGUACUCUUGAGCGAUCAGGCGUCAGGUUCAAGAGGCUUGAUCUCCAUGCGCUAUCGGAUGCGCGCCACCUCGGCCACGAUGUUCUUAUCAACGCAACUGGCCUGGGACCUAGGCAUCUGGUCGAUGUUCAGGAUCCGGAUAUGCUGUUCCUAAAGGGACAAAUUAUUCUGGUAAAGAGUGAUUACAAGAAGUGUUUGAUGCGUGAUGAUGGAAACGACUACACGUAUGUCAUUCCUCGACUUGACGGGACGGUGAUUAUGGGAGGUAUUAGGGACCCAGAUAUCAGGUAUGUCAAGAUCCACGUUCCUACCUUCAACACCACUAAUCGCCACUUCACAAACAGCAAUACGGAAGUAGACCUGGACAUCGAUAAGGAUAUCAUAAGGAGAGUUAACAAGAGCCUGCCCACCUACUUUUCUGUAAACCCAGCAGACUACGACAUUGUUGGGCAUAAUGUUGGUAUCCGCCCCUACAGAUCAACGGGAAUGCGCAUCGGAAAAGAGAUCAAAGACGGUCAAAACAUCGUUCACGCUUAUGGAAUUACCGGAGGGGGAUAUAUCUUCGGAUUCGGUGUAGCGCGAGAGGUUGUUAAGCUUGUUGAUGAGCUUUUAUAUCCUGCUGGUAAAGCUUAUCUGUAG